AUGCAGCCCUUAAGACGAUCCACAGCAAUGCUUCUCAAACAGAAUGAAAUGGCAGAUAUCACAGACAUAGAAGUCAGAACCUGGAUGACAACAAAGAUAAUUGAUAUCCAGAAAAAAGGCGAUGGACCAGACAGAUUCACAGCCAAACUCUACCAGACAAAUAAAGACCUGGCACCAACCCUGUUGAAACUAUUCCAAAAAAUUGAGAAGGAGGGAAUCUUCCCUGACUCAUUCUAUGAGGCCAGCAUCAUUCUGAUACCAAAAAACUGGCAGAGUCAUAGUGAAAGAAAAAUUCAGGUCAAUAUCCUUGAUAAAAAUGGAACAAUAGACACUGGGGCCUACUUGAUGGUUGAUGGUGGAAAAAGGGUGAGGAUUGAGAAACUACCUAUGAGCACACGCGGCUACCGAGCUGCAGGAGGCAGCGGGCGCGAGACUGGGAAUGUGCAGGGCUCCCACCUCGCUCUACAAGCCCGGGCCGCGGCCCCCGCCGCCUCCCGGCGCUCCGUGCCCGCCCCCCGAGGCCGGCGGUUGCUCCCACCUGGGGCCGUUGCUGCUCGUGCAGUGAGUGCCGCCCAGCCAUUUUCCACGCCGCUCCGUCAGCCGCGCCGGGCCGCGCGCGCACCGGAAGGCGCGUUGGCGUCUUGCGGGCUCCGGGCCGGGUGGGCCGAGUCCUGGCCUCCACAAGCCGCAUGGCGCGCAUGGGGAGCCUCCGUUGAUGCCGCCGCGCCGCCCUCCGAGGCUGCGUCCCCGGAAGCCCGGCUCCCCGAGCGCUCCGGCCCGGCCCGGCGCCCCGGACCUGAGUGCGUCCUGGAGGCGCCCGGGCUGGCCCAGGCGGCGGUAGCAGAGGAGACACCGGACUGGGCGCCCGCGCUCUGCCCCAGCCCCGAGGCGCGGUCGCCGGAGCCGCCUGCCAACUGCCUUCAGGACUUCGACACGCUGGUCACCGUUGGAAAGCAGCUAGAAGCCAUUUGUGUCAAGGUAACAUCUGAAGAAACAAAAGGUCAGGAACGGCCAAUGUCCCUACUGGCCACAGUCCAGCCCCAAUCUGCAAGACAGAGCCAGCCGCCCCGGAGGAAUUCCCGCCUGGUGGGACUCCACGUCACCAGCCCCCAGCUGCUCAGGGUACGGCCCCUCGUGAGAACCGAGCCACAGUCAUGUUUCCUACAUCAGCCUCCUGCUCAGGGGUUUGUAGAGAGACCACUGCCAGCCCUCUAGGUGGUCCCUGCAAAGAGAGUCCCAGCCCCCAAGGCUCCAAAUGGACAGGGCACCACGUUGACCCCUUUGGCGGCCUCCAGUUCGCCGACUGUAACAUGUUUCAUCCAGUUCGGGACGUUUAUUUAUUUCCAACUUGCAUACAAAACAUACUGAGAAACUAAAACCAUCGUUAAAAGCGAAGACACGUUGAGACGGGUAUCUCGACCUGCCAAGUAUAAAGCUAAAGACAAGUUCAUAAAAAGGGAUGAUUUGGCCGACGGUCAUCUGCCAGAUUCUGAUGAUUAUUCAGAACUCAGUGUGGAAGAUCAGAGGGAGAGGCAGGCGCUCUUUGACUUAUCAAGCUGCUCCCUGAGGCCCAAAAGCUUUAAGUGUCAGAUUUGUAAAAAGUCCUAUAUAGGGAAGUGGGGACUGGCCCAGCAUUUUAAACUUAAUCCAGGCCAUGGCCAGCUGGACCCUGAGAUGGUGCUGAGAAUGCCAAUGGGAACACCCUCCGGGGGUGCACAGAGGAAAGGACGCUCAGCCUAACCUCCCCAGGGCUGUCCAUGCCAGCAGCUCCGCGUGAGGGAGGGGCCUGCUCCUGCUUGGCGAGAGAGUCAGCAUGCGGUGGCCUGCAGGUAAUGUUUGCAUCUGGGUGUCGUUUUCGGCCAUUCUAACACUGUUAUAAAGAAAUACCUGAGACCAGGUAUUUUAUAAAGAAAAGAGAUUUAGUUGGCUCACAGUUCCACAGGCUGUACAGGAAGCAUGGUGCUGGCAUCUGCUCGGCUUCUGGGAAUGCUUCAGAAUCAGUCACUGUGAAGGCAGAGUGGGAGCAGGCACGUCACAUGGCCACAGCAGGGACAAGGGGCCGGGGGAGGUGCCACACAUUUUUUUUCUUUUUUGUUUUGAGACAGAGUCUUGCUCUGUCGCCCAGGCUGGAGUGCAGUGGCGCGAUCUCGGCUCACUGCAAGCUCCGCCUCCUGGUUUCACGCCAUUCUCCUGCCUCAGCCUCCCGAGCUGGGACUGCAGGCGCCCGCCACCACGCCUGGCAGUUUUUUGUAUUUUUAGUAGAUACGGGGUUUCACCGUGUUAGCCAGGAUGGUCUCGAUCUCCUGACCUCAUGAUCCACCCGCCUCGGCCUUCCAAAGUGCUGGGAUUACAGGCGUGAGCCACUGCGCCCGGCCGGUGCCACACACUUUUAAACAACCAGCUAUCAUGAGAACAGCACCAAGGGGAUGGUGCUAAACCAAUGAGAGAUUGGGUGGGGACAGAUUCAAACCAUGUCAGUCCUUAUUCCUGCCUCUGCCUGCCCAUCAUCCUUAAGUUGACCUUUACAAUGUCUGAUGGGGACUCAGGCGAAGGCUCAGGCAGGACCAGAAUCAUUCUAGUGGAGGAUCUGGGACCCCCAUGUUUGCACUGCUGCCGAACAGGCUGGAAGAUGCGUGUCUGUGUGUCGGCAUGAUUUAGUGAGCAAAUCUGAUGGGAACGCAGCCGUUUCUUUAGGUUUGGUCAGUAAAACCAAUGGCAGUGCACUCUUGGCUGACGCUGUCAUUACAGAGGGUGAUGUUGAGAAAGGCAGUCCCUGGGGGUGCUUCUGGUAUGUCAAUAGCCCCUGGCUGCUUAGUGUGUCCUCUCCCUCCUGCCCCUUCUGAAACUCCCGAUAAAGCAGGUGUGAGUUGCUGUAAGUUUGCAUUAUCACAUCAAAAUUUUUUUUCCAAAAUACUUUAUUGUAGUAAAAUAUACAUAGCAUAACAUUUACCAUCUUAGCCAUAUGUAAGUGUGUGGUUCAGGGGCACUAAAUACAUUCACGAUGUUGUACAGCCAUCACCCCCACACAUCUCCAGAACUCUUUUCAUCUUGUGCAACUAAAACUCUGAGCUUCAAGUUGGGGUAAGUGGGGGAGAAAAAAAAAAACAAACUAAAACUGUCCCCAUAAACAGCAACUCUCCAUUCCCUUUUUCCCCAACCCUAGCAGCCACUAUUCUACUUUCUGUCUCUAUAAUUUUGACUACGCUACUUUCUUCACAGAAGUGGAAUCACAGAAUAUUUGUCUUUCUGUGACUGGCUUAUUUCACUUAGCACAGUAUCCUCAAGGUUCAUGUUGUAGAAAGUGUCUGAAUGUCCUUUAAGGUGGAGUAAAAUUUCAGUGUGCAUACCAAAAAUAAAUAAAUAAAUA
Molecule: messenger RNA, 3367 nt
Organism: Symphalangus syndactylus (siamang)
Lineage: Eukaryota; Metazoa; Chordata; Mammalia; Primates; Hylobatidae
Source: RefSeq, a predicted model, not a curated record